Messenger RNA from Ylistrum balloti, 1654 nucleotides. RefSeq names its product mediator of RNA polymerase II transcription subunit 8-B-like. Gene Ontology annotation, biological process: regulation of transcription by RNA polymerase II. The transcript is spliced from 7 exons. NCBI's taxonomy places the organism in Eukaryota, Metazoa, Mollusca, Bivalvia, Pectinida, Pectinidae. Gene Ontology annotation, molecular function: transcription coregulator activity; RNA polymerase II cis-regulatory region sequence-specific DNA binding. Bases 79 to 810 code for a protein of 243 amino acids. Gene Ontology annotation, cellular component: mediator complex; core mediator complex. The record is from RefSeq and is a predicted model, not a curated record.
GGUUUGACCUAUUUUUUAUUGUAGUCUGCGCAUACUCAUGAGAUUUCUUCUUCCGGUUUAGUGUUUCCGGGCUCAAAGAUGCAGAAGGAAGAAAAACAAUUGGAAUUUGCACUCGAUGCACUUAUACAAAGAGUUCAGGACUUGAAAAACUCCUUGACUGCUUUUCUUUCGAAGUUGGAAAAUGAGUACCAAACAAUGAGCUGGCCUUCAGUGCUGGAUAAUUUUGCCCUGUUGUCAGGACAGCUGAACUCGCUUGGAAAGCUCCUGAAGAGUGAAAAGGUGCCAGUGUUGAGAAACCAGAUCCUGUUACCCUUGGCUCUCUCUCCUGAAAGAGACCAAGAGCUGGAGAAACUUACCGAGAGAAGAGUAUUUGCAUUUAAUCAUGAAGUUGUACCUGACUACUUGAGAACAAAGCCGGAACCUGAUGUAGAAAAAAAGAUUCAGGAAUCAACAUCCAAAGCCACCAACAACACACCUGAUAUAGCACAAAAACAACUAAAUGCUAUGAACAAAGUGACAAGCAAUAUCUUGGACAUCAUUAACUCCCAUCGAGAUGACAUGGAGAGUGAUGCCAACCAGAAGUCUAGCUUGGCUCAGACCUCUUCUAUGUCAGAUACCAAUGCCCUCAUAGCAGUAACUAUGUUUGGAAAGGGCCUAAAGUCAUUACGACGAGAUUCUAGCCAAUCACAACCCAGUAUACAACAGCAAACACAGCAACCAAAAGCUCAAGUGAGUGCGGGAAAAGCUCCAAGUGCAAUUAAAACCAAUAUUAAGGCAGCUUCUAGUUCAAAUCCAUACCAGAGACCUUGACCAGUACAGGUGCCAACUACAUGUAUUAAACAAAAUCAGACAUCUGGUUCAACACAAGAAGCUGGAGUUACUAUAAUGCUACAAGUGAGGUUUGACAAGGAAGGGUCAAUUCACGUUUCCACUCAUCACAUUGAGUUAUUGACCUAGGAAUGAUUAGCUUGUUUGAGAAACAGCUAUCUCAAUUCUUAAACAUUGAAUUUGGAGAAGAAUAUUUUUAACAUGGUAAACUUUCAAGCUCGAUGUACAUCUCUGCCUGUGUCCUCAGUGGAGCAUUUAAAAACUUUUCCUUUACACUGUGUGGAGAUUCGGAUAUAUUGGCAACUUUCAGAGAAUGAUUGUCACCAUAGUGCAAGUGUGAACUACUGCCUAUUGAUUUGGCAGUGAAGAAUCUUAUGUUUGGUAGACUUUUAUUCCAGUAAGCCAGGAUUCCAAGGUAUUGAGAAAGUAAUGACCAAAUUACUCUGAAAGAAUUACUCUGAAAGAGACCAAGGAAAUACUGCAUUUCUUCAGUUGAGUGAUCCCUAACAGGGAAAACAAUGACUCUAUCACAUGUUUAACGUGAUUAUUGAUAUGGUGUCAUGAAUUCAUCACUUGAUCUGGAUUGAAUCAUUUUGAAGUGGUAGCUGAAACAGUUAUUUAGUGAAAAGGUUGAUAUCAAUAGGUUUAUGAUGAAGUGCUGUUGUUCAGAACUGUUGAUUGAUGUAAUCUGUUGUGAGAAUACAUUUGUUAGAGCUAAAUUUCAGUUACAAACUAGAAACAAUUGCAAACAAAUAUGUCAUAUAGUAGUAGACUCAUGUACCUUAAAAUUGAACAAAUUUAUUUGAAAUAAAAAUUAAUAAGUCUA